GUUUUACAAUAUUUGUGUAUAUAACCUAUUCGGGGCCAAAAUCCCAUGGGCAUUGCAAGCUCACCCACCCAGCCAUCAUUAGCUUGACCCGGCAAUCAUAGCUUGACCGGCAAUCAUAGCUCUCUCUCUCUGUUUCUCAGCUGCCAAACGGGAUUUCUAACAAAUUCAGCUGUCUGGUGCUUUGAAAUUUUGCUCUAUCAGAAUUUGAAUUGGAAUUGGGGCUUCUCAGCCAAGAAAAAGAAAGGAGGAAGAAGAGAAGGUGAUUUUUUUUCGGUUGAAAUUACGCGCACAAUUGUAAUUGGUAAAAUUAGGGGAAUCCUGUGUGAUUAGUUUGGUUAGCAUUGUAGAAUUCACAUGGGAGUUGAAGCUUGAAUUUUGAAAGUUCUGGUGUAUACUCGUGAUUUUCGCUGCGGGAUUGUGACUGCAAUUCGGUGUCACAAAAAUGUACCGGACUGUGGCUACGGCCGCGACUGCAACCCGGGGUGGAUCUCCAACUGAUAGUGGGGAUUGUGUUGUCACUUUGGAUCAAGUUCCGCGGUGGAGCAAUUCAGAGUAUCGUGCUUCCUUGGAAUAUGGCAAUGAAGAUCCUUCGUUUUCAAAUUCGUAUUUUCCUGAUCCUUUAACUUCCAAAUCUGGGGGAGAGAGCAGUAUCCAUGGGAUGGUCUCAAGAUUUCCAGUUGACCAUGAAAUUAAUUCAAAGACAUAUCUAUGGAGAGGGAACCCAUGGAAUCUCGAAGUUGAUGCAGUAGUGAAUUCUACAAAUGAGAACAUGGAUGAAGCACAUUGUAGUCCUGGUUUGCAUGCUGCGGCUGGACCUGGUCUUGCAGAAGAAUGUGCAGCACUGGGUGGAUGUAGAACAGGGAUGGCAAAGGUCACUAAAGCAUACGACCUUCCAGCUAGGAGAGUUAUCCAUACUGUCGGUCCCAAGUAUGCAGUGAAAUACCAUACUGCUGCAGAAAAUGCUCUAAGCCAUUGUUAUCGUUCUUGCCUUGAACUUCUCAUUGACAAUGGGCUGCAAAGCAUUGCAAUGGGCUGUAUAUAUACAGAAUCUAAGAACUACCCUCGUGAGCCAGCUGCCCAUGUUUCUAUAAGGACUGUGCGACGGUUUAUGGAAAAGCAGAAGGACAAAAUUGCAGCUGUUGUUUUUUGUACUACUACAUCAAUGGAUACAGAGAUAUACAAAAGAUUGCUUCCGCUUUACUUUCCCCGUGAUAAACUCGAAGAGGAGAUUGCUGUGUUGAAGCUUCCUGCAGAUGUAGGUGAUGAAAAUGGCGAGACAAUUAUAGAUGAGCGCAAAAUCAGAAUAAAGCCUUUGCCCAAAAAGAAUAUUCCAAAGCCUCCCCAGGCUCCAGUUGAGCUUCCUGUGAGUGAUGUUGGCUUAGUACGAAGAAAGCUUCUGAAGAAUUCCAUGUUUCAUAUGUCAAUUUUCAUACUUCACAGAUUUCUGUCCACGAACUCAUCAUAUUUGGAUUCGUUUUUGGAUCCUGCCUUCAUGUCCUUAAUAAAAGACCCAGAUCAGAGACGCAAGGAACAGUGGGAGAAAAAUGCUCAAGCACAAAGUGGAUGGAAUUGUGCUAAAAUGCUUGGGUUUGGCGACCUUGGUGGACCUCCAUUGUCUGCUGCAGAAGAAUACUCACUUCAUUCAAGAUACCUUGCUAAAGCAAAUUCUGUUAAUCUUUCAGAAAUUGCAGAAAUGAAAAUUGUUUACCGAGGUGGGGUUGACAGUGAGGGUCGUCCUGUAAUGGUGGUUGUGGGGGCACAUUUUCUUUUGCGAUGUCUUGACCUAGAACGAUUUGUACACUAUGUUGUUAAGGAGUUUGAACCCAUAAUACAAAAGCCUUAUACUAUUGUAUACUUCCAUUCUGCGGCAUCUUUACAGCUCCAGCCAGACAUGGGGUGGAUGAGAAGGGUACAACAGAUACUUGGUCGUAAACACCAACGUAAUCUGCAUGCAAUAUACGUCCUUCACCCAACAUUUGGACUGAAGGCUGCAAUAUUUGCCCUGCAACUGUUCGUGGACAAUGUGGUCUGGAAGAAAGUGGUAUAUGUAGAUAGAUUACUGCAGCUCUUUCGAUAUGUUCCUCGUGAGCAGUUGACCAUCCCCGACUUUGUGUUCCAGCACGAUCUGGAAGUGAACGGUGGGAAGGGUCUCAUCGUGGACCCGAGAACAAAGUACGUGUAUCAUCGACCGUAGCAUUGCGAGUACACGGUUCCAUGAGGCAACGAAGGAGGUCCAUGGCUUGUGAUUUCUUGAUUCUAUUUUCUUUUCCUACAUCUUAUAGGUAGAUGGGAGUUGAAUUUGCCGGUUACUUGUGUAGAAAAAUAUAUCCUUUCUUUUCCUGGAAAGUUGUUUUUGAAGCAAAUAUUGUUUGUAACUAAAGAUGGAAAUUAAUUAUAAAUAUUCUUUCUUGAA
Malus domestica (apple) is the source of this 2413-nucleotide messenger RNA. The record is from RefSeq and is a predicted model, not a curated record. NCBI's taxonomy places the organism in Eukaryota, Viridiplantae, Streptophyta, Magnoliopsida, Rosales, Rosaceae.